Molecule: messenger RNA, 1933 nt
Organism: Centruroides sculpturatus (bark scorpion)
Lineage: Eukaryota; Metazoa; Arthropoda; Arachnida; Scorpiones; Buthidae
Product: putative nuclease HARBI1
Exons: 5
Coding region: 172-1290 (372 amino acids)
Source: RefSeq, a predicted model, not a curated record
GAGUUUUUCGUGUUACAACUCCCAACGUGUUGAAGGUGUCACGUGGUACCAUCUCACACACUGACGUCAAAUUGGUAGUCUCGAGUUCUAACUCACGUGCUUUCCCAUCUCACCAUGCGAGUUGCUACUCACGUUGAGUCGAGCAUGUGAGAUCGCUACACGAAAGUAAAAAUGGCUGACAGAUACGCCAUUCUUAUCGCUAUCGAAGAGUUAGAAAGAGCCGAAAGACGUUGUUUGAGAAGGCAACGAAUUUUUCGACCACGAGUAGAUGCCUUUGAUCUUCACGAAGAACAUUUUAGAAGAUUAUUUAGACUUUCCAAGGAAGUGGCAUCAAAUUUAAUAAAUGCACUUCGACCGAUACUGAAAGAACAGACUAGAAGAUCGGCAUUAAGUGUUCAAACUAGAGUUUUGGCAGCUGUAAGAUUUUUUGCCUGUGGUUCCUACCAGUUAGGAAUAGGCCAAGAUUUUACUCUAAGUAUUAGCCAGAAGUCAGUAAGUCGAGCUAUUAGAAGUGUUUCAGUAGCUAUAAGGGAUAAGUUAUUAAAGGAUUGGGUUAGAAUGCCAUUCAAUAUGCAAGAUCAUGCACAAUUGAAACAGCAAUUUUAUGAAAAAUACACUUUCCCUGGUGUAAUAGGGGCAAUUGAUUGUUGUCAUGUAGCAAUUGUAUCACCAUCUGUAGAGGAUAUCAAUUAUCCAGAACAUAUAUAUGUUAAUAGAAAAGGAUAUCACUCUCUUAAUGUUCAAUUGAUAUGUGAUGCAAACAUGUACAUAAUGAAUGUAAAUGCUCGUUUUCCUGGUAGUGUCCAUGAUGCAUUUAUAUGGAAAAAUUCCAAUGUUAGAAAAGCCUUUCAGAGAUGGCAUAACUGCAACAGAAAUGCACAUACUUGGCUUUUAGGUGACAGUGGAUACCCUUUGGAGCCGUGGUUGUUGACUCCACUUCGUACAACCAAUACUCGAGCUGAAGUAAAAUAUAAUAAUUGUCUCACUGCAACUCGAAGUAUAAUAGAACAAUGUAAUGGACUCUUGAAAAAUAGAUGGAGAUGUUUGUUGAAACAUAGGGUCUUACACUAUCAUCCAGAGACAGCUUCAAAUGUUAUAAUUGCAUGUGUUGUGCUUCACAACAUUUCCAUUAAAAAUAAUAUUGCUUUGGAGGAUGAUGAUAUAUUGCAACCAGAAGACCAGUUACCGCAGAUCAUACCAUCAACAGAAUUUGAAAAUACAUCAAAUGAUAUACUUUUUAAUGAAACUAGAAGGAUUCAACAACAACUAAUAAGCUUGUGUUUUUCUUAAAAAUAAUUUUAAUGAUAUAUAUAUCAUUAAAAAAUUGUAUGUAUAUAUUGGAUAUACUAAUAAAUUGUGUGUGUAUAUAUAUAUACAUGUCUGUUAAGAGCCUGCCUUUUUCAAGAAUAUUCAGAUAUAAAGAACAGAAAAAUCAGUACUUUAAAAUAAUAAUUUAUUUAUUUUCAAAUUAAAUUUUUUUUCAAUAUAUACAUAAAAAUAUUACAAAGAAUUUUCAGAUAAUAAAUUUACAAUGCUAUUCAGUGCUGUAGCAAUUUUUUUAAGAGAGUCUUUAUUUUCCUCAGCUAUGGAAAGUUCCUUCUCCCUUAAUUCUAGUUUUUUUUUCUUUAAUUUAAUUUUUUCUUCUUCCAGUUGUAUAAAUGAUUCUGUUCUUUUCUUUGCUUCAUUUAAAUCAUCUUCAUUGGAAUUGUUUUUUCUUUUUCUUCCUUUAGCUAAAAAACAUAAAUUCAUAUGGAAAACUUAGUCUUUGUACAUGCUAACUAUAAAAUUAAUUCUUUUACACUAAAUCUUAUAACUUUGUAUAUUAAUAUGACUUAAUACUACAUAUGCAGUUCUUUUAUGACAGAUUCUAUAAAUUCAGUUCUUAUAAUUAAUGCUACAGUUGCUUUAAUGAAGUAAUUUGAAAAUAUUUUAA